UGAAUUACAAAACAAAGAUGAAAGAUGCUGCGAAUUAUUGUUGCGUACUUUCUCAGUCUCAGCAAAAAUGGAUCCAUGAGCUAGUAGUAGUGAUCAGUGAUCACUGAAGGAGAGAGAGAGAGAGAGAAUGUCAGUUCGAGUGCUGAAGGUAUCACAGGACGGGAGCGGAGACUAUCGGACGGUCCAGGAGGCGAUCGAUGCGGUACCACUGGGAAAUACAUGCCGGACGGUGAUUCGGGUGUCGCCGGGGGUGUACAAGCAGCCGGUGUAUGUGCCCAAGACGAAGAAUCUAAUAACCCUGGCUGGGCUGCGCCCUGAGGGCACCGUCCUCACCUGGAACAACACCGCCACCAAAAUCGAUCACCAUCAGGGGUCUCGUGUGAUUGGAACGGGAACAUUCGGAUGUGGGAGUACCAUCGUCGAAGGAGAGGAUUUCAUUGCCGAGAAUAUUACGUUCGAGAACUCUGCUCCUGAGGGUUCGGGCCAAGCUGUGGCAAUUAGAGUAACAGCUGAUCGAUGUGCCUUCUAUAAUUGCAGGUUUCUUGGGUGGCAGGAUACAUUGUAUUUGCAUUAUGGAAAACAGUACUUGAAGGAUUGUUAUAUUGAAGGAAGUGUGGACUUCAUCUUUGGGAAUAGCACUGCUCUUUUGGAGCAUUGCCAUAUCCACUGCAAAUCUGCAGGAUUCAUAACUGCACAAAGUAGGAAAUCUUCUCAGGAAUCAACCGGUUAUGUGUUCCUUAGAUGUGUGAUUACUGGAAAUGGAGGGACUAAUUAUUCAUAUCUUGGACGACCAUGGGGCCCAUUUGGCAGAGUGGUCUUUGCAUACACGUGGAUGGACGCAUGUAUUAGACCUGUUGGGUGGAAUAAUUGGAACAAACCAGAAAAUGAGAGAAGUGCUUGCUUUUAUGAAUACAGGUGUUUUGGGCCAGGUAGUUGCCCCUCGAAACGAGUAACAUGGUGCAGGGAAUUGGUGGAUGAAGAAGCAGAACAGUUCCUUAUGCAUUAUUUUAUUGACCCGAAUCCUGAAAGGCCUUGGCUAGUCCAGAGAAUGGGCCUAAAGAUGAGUGAGAAUAUGAUCGAGUUCCAUGACCAUUUGCUGCUUGCUAAGUUUGACCUUUCCCACAGUGAAGUGGGUUGGCAAGUCACUGAUAUUAAGAGAUCUGCAUUUGACAGGAUCUACUCGUGAGUUGAUGCCAUUGUUUCCAGAGAUAGAUUAAGCUUCUGGAACUUUCUGAACAAGCUUUAUAAAGUUAAUAUUUUGGAACUUUUUUUUUUUU
Molecule: messenger RNA, 1277 nt
Organism: Nelumbo nucifera (sacred lotus)
Lineage: Eukaryota; Viridiplantae; Streptophyta; Magnoliopsida; Proteales; Nelumbonaceae
Gene: PME31
Product: pectin methylesterase 31
Biological process (GO): cell wall modification; pectin catabolic process
Molecular function (GO): pectinesterase activity
Source: RefSeq, a predicted model, not a curated record